Molecule: messenger RNA, 1296 nt
Organism: Hyaena hyaena (striped hyena)
Lineage: Eukaryota; Metazoa; Chordata; Mammalia; Carnivora; Hyaenidae
Gene: PUSL1
Product: pseudouridine synthase like 1
Exons: 9
Coding region: 48-1007 (319 amino acids)
Biological process (GO): tRNA pseudouridine synthesis
Molecular function (GO): pseudouridine synthase activity; RNA binding
Source: RefSeq, a predicted model, not a curated record
UCAGUGCGCGCGCGCAGAGCACGCGAGCGGGGCGGCUCAGCCAGGCCAUGGUUCCUGCCGCAGGCUCGGUGAGGGCGCGCUACCUCGUGUACUUUCAGUACUUGGGCACGGAGUUCAACGGGGUCGCGGCCGUCAGGGGCUCCCAGCGCGCCAUCGGGGUCCAGAACUACCUGGAGGAGGCUGCAAAGCGGCUGAAUUCGGUGGUGCCGGUCAAGUUCACCAUCUCCAGCCGCACGGAUGCUGGGGUCCACGCCCUGAGCAACGCAGCUCACCUGGACAUCCAGCGCCGCUCAGGCCAGCCCCCCUUCUCCCCCGAAGUCCUGGCUGAAGCUCUCAAUGGCCACCUGAGGCACCCGGCCAUCCGGGUACUGCAGGCCUUCCGAGUACCUAGUGACUUCCACGCCCGCCAUGCAGCCACAUCCAGGACCUACCUGUACCGCCUGGCCACCGGCUGCCAGCGGCCUGAUCAGCUCUCUGUGUUUGAACGAAACCGAUGCUGGGCACUACGGGCAGACUGCUUGGAUGUAGAUGCCAUGCAGGAGGCUGCCCAGCACCUUCUAGGGACACAUGACUUCAGUGCCUUCCAGUCAGCUGGCAGCCCGGCCACUAGCUCAGUGCGCACACUGCGCCGAGCCUCGGUGUCCCCUGACCUAGGCAGCCCCUUUGUCCUCCCCCAGGAGAACAGGUUGCAGUUCUGGAACCUGGAGUUUGAGAGCCAGUCCUUCCUAUACAGACAGGUUCGGAGAAUGACAGCUGUGCUGGUGGCUGUGGGGCUGGGGGCUUUGAGGCCCGCUCAGGUGAGGGUGAUUUUGGAAAGCCGGGACCCCCUUGGCAGACACCAGACACGUGUGGCCCCAGCCUGUGGCUUAUUCCUCAAGUCGGUGCAGUAUGGGAGCCCCGGUGGGAAUCCAGCCUGUGUUCAGUGGGAAAGCCAGGACCCCGGAGGCAAGGAAGCCCCAGCCAGGCUUCACCCCAUGGAGGCACAGAGAGCCCCCGGGUGCCCGUGACACACUAGGCCCUGCCACUGGACCCUGCCCAGCUCUGCAUGCCAUGGAGGCGAGGAGGGACCAGCACUUGACCACCUAGGCCCAUACCUGCUCCAAGUCCCCACAUUCCUGAGCGCCCCGGUCUGCCCCAGGCGGGCUGCCGUGGGUAGACUGCAGGAGAAAGGUUUGGGCGUCAAGAAGGGAGCACCCGUGUGGUCUUUGGUUCUAUUUUUACUGGACAUUGAAUACCUCAGGAGCCAUCCAGCCAUGUCCUGAGGGCUCAGGAAUAGAAAUAAAGAGUGAUGAAGUC